GUCGUCGCAAUGCCAAGGUCGUAUUUAUGGAAUGAAGUAGGUGACGUCAGUGGUUAUAGUAAAGUCAUCCAGAAUGAAAAGAACAUGCUGUUAAAGGGAGUUCACAUAAGUGACAUUUCAGUAUACACACCUAAUGAACGAGGAAAUUUUGUGUGUGUCCAUACCAGGGAAGAAAUUGACUUUUCAAGAGUAAAUGACGAUUUUUGUGAUUGCCUUUUUGAUGGCAGUGAUGAACCAGGAACAAGUGCUUGUCAGAAUGGGAGAUUUUAUUGUGAUACCCAAAAUAAUAUUGGACAUUCAGAAUCCGUUCCGUCGAGUUACGUCAAUGAUGGAAUAUGUGACUGCUGUGAUGGAUCAGAUGAAUGGACUCAAAUCCGUCUCCCCUUUAGGCUGGAGGAAUCUGUGCAGAAGAAUUUGAGAAGAUAUCAAUCACCAUGUCCAAACCUUUGUGUUAAAUAGAAUCUUGUGCAAGAUAUGAAUGUCAUGUCAGUAUUAAAUUAUAUAGAAUGUAUUACACCUUCAAUCAACACUGUCUUCUGAGAUGCUUAGCCUUGAAAACUUUGCAAGUUUAUUGUGUGGUUUUGUAACAUAAGUAGAAUCAGAUUCUAUAUUUACAAGAAAGUUAAAACUUAAAUAAUUUUUACUCAUAUAGGUUAAGAUCAUCAAAUCUAUAUGUUGGUGUACUUGGCUUUUGUUUCUCUGAAUUGCUGGUAUUUUCCAAUAAGUCCACGCUUGUCACAACCCAGAACAACUCUUCAUUGCCAUAAGGACAAACAAAUCUUGUAUUUAAAUUUGUAGGUCACACAUACUGCUUCAAGUUUUAUAU
Zootermopsis nevadensis is the source of this 826-nucleotide messenger RNA. RefSeq lists its product as uncharacterized. Gene Ontology annotation, biological process: N-glycan processing. Gene Ontology annotation, cellular component: glucosidase II complex. Gene Ontology annotation, molecular function: protein binding. The record is from RefSeq and is a predicted model, not a curated record. Lineage: Eukaryota; Metazoa; Arthropoda; Insecta; Blattodea; Termopsidae.